UGUGUCAGAAUGGAGAGCAGCACACAGCGUGUUAAGGAGCUUUAAAACUCAGAUCAUGUCUGGGAUAAUGAAGAUAUUUCUACUCUUAUCAUGGGCUCAAGUGACGGGUUGUAGUCACCUCUUGCCACCCACAGAUUUCAGGAUUUCAGUUGCUGCACUUGGAAAGGUUGAAUUAUCCUGGAAACCAAGUGUUACUCCAAAGGAUGGAUUUAAAAGGAUGGAGUACAUGGUUGAAAUUCAGAUUCCUGGAGAGAAAGAAGAGAUGUACUACACAAAAUACACAAGCUCUUCACAAAUGCUCCCACUGCACAAGGGACUCAAUGCUCAGUUGGCAGCUGUUUUAUACCAGGGGGAUCAGGAGAUACUUCGAAGUGACCUAGUGACUGCAGUUCUCCCCCCAUCCUCUGGAGCAGAAGGGACUCGAGCCAAACAUCUAAGUUGCUACUUACGCACAGAGGAGCCUCUGCAUGUGUCGCUCAGUUGUAAUUGGACAGCAGGGAAAAGAGCCCCCCCAGACACUCAGUAUUUUAUGUACUACAGGUACGAAGAGUGGACAAAGGCUUGCAAAGAGUAUGUGACAGAAGUUGGGACAUUGCGUCACAUCAGCUGCAGAGUUCCCUCUAGUUACAUUGAUCUGCAGGAGGGGGAAAAGUUCAUUGUGCUCAUAAAUGGAUCCAGCAAAAACCUUGAGAUCCAGAGCCUUGAACAGAUGUUUUCUCCAGAAGAAAUAGAGAUAAUAAACCCUCCGCACAACCUGUCUGUGAUGGAGCUGGAAGGAAAGCAGAUUUUGUGCUGGGAGAAACCUCUCUCACCAUUACCAGAUGAUUGCUUCCAGUAUGAAGUCAAAAUCCAGGAUCUCCGAAGUGGCAAUGAGAGAACAAUGCGAGUUUGGGAUACCAAGUGGGAGAAUGGUCUUCUGCAGGAAUCUUGGAGUCAGAUGUCUCUGGAAGUGAGGAGUGUUGGGACUAAUAAGUGCAGGAAAAAUGAGUUAUUCAGUGCAUGGAGUAAGAUCAUCCACAUAAGAACUUCUAGAGAGGACAGCGUGGAGACAACAUAUGUGAUUGCUGUAACUGUGUGCCUGACCGUGGCAGGACUAGUGCUUUUUCUCCUGUGUGUUAGAUUCCACAUUAUGAGAAUGUUGUUUCCUCCAAUUCCCAAACCAAAGAAUAAUCUGAAAGACACAUUUCCAAGCUACAUGGACAACCUAUAUUACCAGAUGUGGGCCAGUAAUGAAGUGAUAAGCACCAUUGAGGAGAUGGACGACCAUAACUAUUAGAUGUAGCCGCUGAUGCCUACAGCACCUUUUCGGGUAGUUGCAAAGCUUUCAUUCAGCGAGACUUUGUGAUGAACACUGUAUGUAUGCAUAUUAUUGCAAGAUACAAGUGAGUGCAUCUAUGGUCUUACAUGACGGUUAUGAAAUUUGGAGAAAUACUGGAAGUACAACGUAGAUAUCUAUGGAAGAUGCUUGACAUUGUAUAUAUAUUAGUUGGUACAUCACUGGACCAGUGUUUUCUUUUAUACGCAAAACUGAUUUUUUUUAUCUUUAUAUCUGAGAAGGCUACAAGUGUCACCAUCCCAUAUAUUUUAAAUAUUGACUGUCAUAUUUGAAUAUUCAAAUUUAGUAACCAAAAAAACAGAAGAAAGUAUUAAAAAGUGUUAAACCUCUUUUAACAGUAACAAUUGAUCUCAAGAUAUCAAAUGGCUUCUCCAAUAUAAAUUAUUUGGAGCUCAUUACUGCAGAAAAACUCUACUCUGAAGACGUCUAAACUUAUUUCUCAUUGCUCAUUUUAGCUUGAUGGGACAUACUUGAAAGUGAUGCAGCAUAACUGUAAAAAGCUGACAAGAAAAUAUCAACUAAAUAUCUCUAUGGGGGAUAUCUAUCAAGCCGUCAACUGUGUUGCAUUCAACGGCAUCAAUACGCUUGCCUAACAUCGCCUAACAUUGCGGCCGUAGACCUGAAUAAGAUCUCCUUAUUUAGAAAAAAAGCUGACAAAAAGACGCACACCUAGUGAUUGAAAUCUUUCAGCCAAUAGGAAUGCAAGGGACGCCAUCUUGGAUGACGUCACUUGCAUUGAAGUUCCAGUUUAUGGCGGCGACCGUAUGAAGAGGAGCUCUGCACCGGAUGUCUUCAGGAUGGACCCGCUCCGCGCCGGAUGGAUGAAGAUAGAAAAUGCCGUCUGGAUGAUCACUUCUUGCCAACUGGAUGAGGACUUCGCCGGCUGGAUGAAGAUGGAAGAGGCCGCCCGGAUGAAGACUUCUUGCCGUCCAGAUGAAGACUUCUUGCCGGCUGGAUGGAUCCUUCAAGUAGGACUUCAAUAACUGUAAGUGGAUCGUCGGCAGAUAGUGGUAGGUUUAUUUAAGGGUUUUUUGGGUGGGUUUUAUUUUUAGAUUAGGGUCUGGGCAUGUAAAAGAGCUAUACAAAUGCCCUUUUCAGGGCAAUG
Molecule: messenger RNA, 2441 nt
Organism: Bombina bombina (fire-bellied toad)
Lineage: Eukaryota; Metazoa; Chordata; Amphibia; Anura; Bombinatoridae
Gene: IL5RA
Product: interleukin 5 receptor subunit alpha
Exons: 11
Coding region: 56-1276 (406 amino acids)
Biological process (GO): immunoglobulin mediated immune response; cytokine-mediated signaling pathway
Cellular component (GO): external side of plasma membrane; membrane
Molecular function (GO): protein binding; cytokine receptor activity
Source: RefSeq, a predicted model, not a curated record